AUGCUCGUCGGCACCGUUCUUCUUCUCCACAAGGACUAUGCGAACGGUGACAUGAAAGAGUACGAACUUCAUCUGAACGAGUACAAGCGGGUGCGGCCGGCGCUGCUCGACGAUAUUCGUAAGGCGAUAUAUUAGGAAUAGGAAUUUGAGGACAUUGAAACUAUUUCCAGCGGAGCGCGUAAGAAGUCUGCAAGAAAUUCAACCGUUUGUCAAGAAACUGUACGUUUCGUCAAAGUUGAUACAAAACGAGAAGAUCGCGUUGGAAAGAAUGAUGCUGGCUGUCAGUGUGCCUGCCGAUGCCGUCGAGAUUCAGGCGAGAAGAUGCAGGUGUGUGAACUUCAGAGCAUUUCUGCCAAGUUUCAGAAAAUUCUUAUUUACCGUCUAGACCCUUUCGGAAACCAUUUUUCAGAUCAGCGAAGAAAUCGCCGUUCAAGCACAACCUGGUAUCCGUACACGAUCCGGAUCAGCCGAAACCGGUGUGGAUGAACGCGAGCGACGUGCGAAUGAAAAACGGCACGGUGUUCCGCGUGAGCGAGGUUCCGAUGGACGGCAGCGACAAGGAGAAAGACAAUACCAUGUGCGACUUUUGGAUGAUGGUCCAACAAGGACGCACCCGGUACGUGGUGCAGGUGUGUCAGAUGGCCGACGAACGCUACGAUUUCGUGUGCCCCCAGUACUUCCCGGACGCCGUCGGCGAGACGGUCAAUUGUGGCCGGAUUUUGCUGAAGACGAUCAAGAGACGGACAAUUCUGAAUGGAGACGUCAUCGAGAGAGAACUCGAAAUCACUUCCAAGAGGUAAUUUAUUCGCGAAUCUUCGAAAGACAAGGGAUCGUUUCCAGCGGAAAGUCCGUGGUCACUCACUUUUUCUUCGUUUGCUGGCUCGACAAGAUUCCAAAUGGAAAGUUCGAGACGGUCUUCGCCGUGCUGAACCGCGUAAAUAAAUCGCCGUGGCCGGUGCUUGUCGUGUGCGAGAACGGCAUUGACAAGUCGAUGGUGUUCACCGCUGUCGAGUACAUCACACGUUACGCGCAGUGCAAUCCGACCACCGCCCUCGGCAACAUUUUCGUCGAACUCUACAAACAGCGGCACGGGUGCAUAUCCAGAAUUGACUCGUACUACGCGUGGACGGGAGCACACUACAUGCUGAGAAAGGUAUCACACUUGCCCUGAGAAAUUGUGCAAACUUUUGCUCAAAUCGCAGACAGUUGCUCUUUUUUGCGCCCUCAAACACUGCGGAAAUUGAAGAAAUUGGUUGUAGUUUGCGCGAUUUCUCUGGAACAUUGCCCAUCAUCUCAUUCAUGUCUUUGCAGAUUUACGGAAUGGAUAUGGAGGAUUUUGAGAAGGCAUUGACCGACUUCAAGUUUCACACGGGCAACACGUUUAUGGCUUUCGAUAAGGAACGGCUACACGCGCGCUCCAUGAGGCGAACCAACGUGAAGUGGAAUGCGAAGGUGGAAAAGCACAAGGCACGACAGAAGAAGCUGGAUGUGGUGGAGGAGAAGAGAGCCGGAGCAGGAACUGACUCGAAGGCGACGAGUUCGAUUUCUUAUUCGUCUUUGGAUGAUUCGGAUGGCCCCACUUCCUCACAUUUGGCUAUUGAAUUGGAAUAAAGACGAAUUGGUGCUGGAGAACAGAUUGAAAGCAUUCAAGUUUUGUCUGUAUCAUGGAUUGGUUUUUAAUAAAUGACGCGUUUUUGUUAUAUCCAAAACUUGUAAAAUAAUAUGUUUUUCGUUGACAAACGGAGAAAAAGGCGCACGCGGCGAGCGAAGUUAAAGGCGCAGCGACUUUGGAGGAGGCGAGGGUCUCGAAGCGAAUUGCACCAAGCGGUCGCGGUAGGCGGAAUUUGAAUUCGAAAAGUCAUUCUACGGAAUUAGCAAGGUUCCCGGCCCACCCACCCAACAAGAGAAUGAAAACGAGUGUAAAAUGGUUGCAGAGGGCGCGAAACGACAGUAUGUCAGAGAGUUGGAGACGCAGGCGGGACCUCGGAUGCAACAUCUCAUCGACGCGCUGAAGCUCGUGCCGUACGAGUCGAAAGCUAUGUCCACGGCGAAGGCCUACAGAGCGGAAAAUGUCAAAAGGAGCGCUUGGAUCGAGACGAUGCAGCUGCCGAAGAACGAGUCGUCGUUCCUGCUCUACCUCGUGGAGCGUGGGAAGAAGAUCGGAAGCAGUGCUAUGUCGAAGAUCUCGGCGGCGUAUCAGGUGGCCAAUGAAGGUUUCCAAGAUCGGCGGGACGUUUGUGACGGACAUCAUCAAGAUGAAGAGAAGACUCGAGAUUCCGAUGAAAAAGAAGCCAGUAGAGGUGACUUUGGAGGACAUUGAGAAGAUCACGCAGCGAGCGAUGCAGUCAAACAGACCGGCGAGCGAUCGGGAUGCCUUGCUGGCGAUCCUGUCGUUCCGCGUGAUGCUGCGAGCGUCGGAGGCGGCGGAGAUCAAGUGGGACGGCGUCACGCAAGCAGGAGAUCUGAUUGAGGUAGUUGUGGAGAAGGCGAAGAACGAUCAGAUGGCUCUGGGACGUCGUUCGUUUUUCAACUACGAACCGGGCAGCGAUGCGGACAUUCUGAUGUGCAGAUGGAGACUUCGCUGCAAGGAGAGGGCAUGCGAGUACGUGUUCUCCAAUCUGGAAGGAUCCAAAAAGGCUGACGAAGCAAUCGAUCUCGGCCCUGGCUUCGAAGAUGCUCAAGGCGAUCGGGAAGUCGGGAGCGACGCACCACGGAUUCAGGAGAGCCGGAGCGAACUACUUGCGAGCGCAGGGACAUUCGAUGGACGAGAUCAGGUGCCGAGGACGUUGGAGAUCGAUGGAGGGGCUGCAGCGGUACUUGAAGGAUGUUCCGGAGGCGCAGGGAUGCAGGCGAGCGGUCAAAGGAGUCGGAGGAGACGCAGACGAGUCCGAGUCGGACGAAGAAUGA
This is a messenger RNA of Caenorhabditis sp. 36 PRJEB53466, 2907 nucleotides long. The record is from the annotation of a GenBank genome assembly. Lineage: Eukaryota; Metazoa; Nematoda; Chromadorea; Rhabditida; Rhabditidae.